AUGAAUGCAGCUGAAAUAUUUGAUGUAGUAACAGGAAAAUCAAAGAAACCAAUUUUAGCAAAGAUCGGUAAUGAAACUGAAGAUGAAGCGAGAAAAAGGCAUAGCGUUGAUUUUUCAAUAUGGAAAAGGGCAGAUAAUAAGGCUCAAAAAUAUAUCGUCACGUCGUUAGAUGAACAACCUCUACAAUACAUUAUGAACUGUGACACAGCAAAUGGUAUGUGGAACAAAUUACUUAGUGUGUACGAACAGAUGUCGGACACAAGCAUAACAAUAGUACAACAAAAGUUCUAUCGUUAUACAAUGGAUCCAAAAGACAAUAUAGCAGGUCAUAUUUCAAAAUUAGAAAAUCUAAGUAGACAACUAAAACAAUUGGGAGAACCUAUCUCAGAAUCAAUGUUGAUUACAAAAAUUUUGAUGACAUUACCUGAUAGCUAUAGGCACUUCUACAGUGCAUGGGACUCAAUGAAUAGUGCAAAUAGAACGCUAGAACAGUUAACCACUCGAUUGAUGGUGGAAGAAACACGACAAGUGCAAGGACAGGAGGUCCGUGAUGAUGUUGCUGAAAGUAGUGCUUUGACUGCAACCAAAGGCAAGUAUAAUAAAAGUCAAAAAUACGUGAACAAAAAUGAUAAUACAAAACCAGGAAAAUGCAAUCACUGUAAAAAACCAGGACAUUGGAAAAGGGACUGCAGGAUAUUCAAAAAGGAACAAGAAGAAAAGAAAUCAACUUCCGGUUUGGCGCUUAUUGGUGUACAAAGAAAAAAUGAAGAAAUCGACGACUCGGACAAAUGGUAUGUAGACUCAGGGGCGAGCGACCACAUGACAAAUCGAAAAGAGUGGUUCGUCGAUUAUAAACAUUUUGAUGUGCAUUCGCUUGUACGUAUUGGAGAUGGUAAGCACAUUAUGGCAGUCGGAAAAGGUAACAUAAAUAUUCAUACUUAUGUUGACAAUAAGUGGAUAAAAGGCUACUUAGAAAAUGUUUUAUAUGUACCUGAUCUAAAGGUAAAUUUAUUUUCUUGUGGGGCAUGCCUUGAUAAAGGAAUUACAAUGGUGACAGACAGUAAAGGUUGCUCAUUUAAAAUUAAUAAUCGUGUAAUUGCAGUCGGUGUUCGUGAGAAUAAAUUGUUUACAAUGCUAAUCAAAACAGAUAUUUCACAGGAAAUUGGACACUGUGCUAACGUUGCAGUUAAGAAAUUAACAUUAGAACACUGGCACAAAAUACUAUGUCAUCAGAAUGUCAAACAUGUUCGUGAGUAUUUAAAACACAAUGAAAUACAAUUUACAGAUAUACAAGGACAGUUAUUCUGUGAACCAUGCAUCUAUGGCAAACAGCAUAAGGAGACGUUCACUCAGAGCGAAACAAUAACUACUGAACCAGGGCAAAUAAUACACAGCGACGUAUGUGGACCCAUGGAAGAGAAUUCACUAGGAGGUAAAAGAUAUUUCAUUAUAUUUAAAGAUGAUUAUUCUAAAUAUACUUAUGUCUAUUUUAUGAAACAUAAAUCUGAGGUUAAAGAAAAACUUAAUUGUUUUCUGAGUAUGGUUAAAACUCAAACAAAAUACGUUAUUAAAACUAUUAGAAGUGACUGUGGAUUAGAGUAUAAGAAUUUCGAAGUUCAAUCAAUUCUAAAUCAUCUAGGUAUAAAGCAUGAAACAAGUGUACCUUAUACUCCUGAACAAAAUGGAAAAGCUGAACGUUCAAUGAGGACUAUUUGUGAGGCAGCCAGAACAAUGAUAUAUGCCAAGAAUUUUCCAAAAUCACUGUGGGCAGAAGCAGUCAAUACAGUAGUGUUCUCAUUAAAUUAUACUGGUAAUUCAGGGAAAGUAUGUAAAACUCCAUACGAGUUAUGGUUUGAUAAACUUCCUAAAAUAGAAAAGUUCGUAGAAUUUGGAAUAAAUGCAUAUAGUUUAGUUCCAAAACAACGACGAAAGAAGUGGGAUGCAAAAAGUCGAAAAGGAUACUUUGUUGGAUAUUCAGAAACUUCAAAAGGGUAUCGUAUUUGGUAUAAAGAAAAUAACGAGGUGUCACUUAGUAGAGACGUCAUUUUCAAGGAUGAAAAUGUUGUAAAUUACCAACUUGUAGAAUGUUCUAAUAACUUAAAUGAUAAUAAUAACAUUGAUGUUCUUAGCUUACACAAAGACGGCUCAUUAGAACACAGCAAUAAACCAGAAGGAGAUGAAGUCAUAGAAAAUGAAUAUGGACCAAUAAGUGUAGAUGACAAUGAAAAUCAAGAACUUGAACAAGGAAAUGGGUCAAAUGUCAACGUGUACAACUUGCGAGACAGAAGUAAUAUUAAGAAACCAUUACGUUAUGAUAAUUCAGCAUUUUUCGUAGUCGAAUCCGAUCCAGUGAAUUUCAAGGAAGCUGUGGAGUCACAAAAUUCAGAAAAAUGGGUGGAAGCCAUGAACAAUGAAAUGGAAUCUCUUGAACAAAACGGAACAUGUUCUAGACAAAAACUCAUGUUAAAGGGAUACAGUGAUGCUGACUAUGCAGGUGACUUGGAUACAAGAAGGUCAACAUCAGGGUCAGUAUUUACAUUAGGAUCUGGAAGUAUAGCAUGGAGUUCACGUCGUCAACAGUGUGUUAGCCUUAGCACAACUGAAUCAGAGUACAUAGCUUUAAGUCAAGCAGUACAAGAAUUAACUUGGUUAAAAUUGUUUUUAGGUGAAUUGCUGGACCAGCCAAAAAUGGUGCCAACAAUGUAUGGAGACAAUCAAAUUACAAUUUCAAAAGUAUUUGGAUUCGGACUCCCACUAUCAAAACAGUUUCAACAAAUUAAUAUUGAUUUAAAAUUGGCCAUGGAUUUAGCUCAAGAUACUUUGAUCGAGUUAGAAGAUUAUAGAAAUCACGCUCAGAAAAAUUUUGAAGUCAUUUUUUUAGCCGCCAAAAAAAUUGCUGACAAGUUCAAUGUGACAAUGACAAUUCCGAGAAUUAAUAAAAGACAAGUACAUAGAAUAAACGUACAAACUAAUAAUCCUGAAGAAUAUUUUCGCAUAUCGGUUUUUAUUCCAUACUUAGACUCUUUUAUAAGUCAAUUAAAAUCUAGAUUUCUUAAUCAUAUUGAUAUUUUGUCAAGUUUUCACUCUCUUUUCGACGAGAAUUCUACAAAAGAAGAAUUCAAAAAAUUAGCUGUAUUUUAUGAAGAAGAUUUAAAUGGUAAUAAUUCAAUAAUAGAAGAGUUCCAACUGUGGCAAAGGAAACUUAAAAAAUUGGAAAUAAAACCAAAAAAUUCAAUCGAUGCACUGAAGUUGUGUAAUGCAGACAUAUAUCCUGGAGUUAAUAAGUUAUUUCAAAUUUUUUCUACACUUCCUAUAUCUACGGCUUCAAACGAACGGAUUUUUUCAUCACUAAAACGAAUUAAAACAUAUCUACGAAAUACAAUAUCUGAGAAAAGACUUAACGGAUUGGCUAUGUUAAAUAUUCACAGGGAUGUUGAAAUCACUGUUGAUGAAGUGAUAGAGGACUUGGCAAAAAAAUCUAGACGACUGGAAUUUAUUUUAUAA
Macrosiphum euphorbiae (potato aphid) is the source of this 3504-nucleotide messenger RNA. The record is from the annotation of a GenBank genome assembly. NCBI's taxonomy places the organism in Eukaryota, Metazoa, Arthropoda, Insecta, Hemiptera, Aphididae.